Messenger RNA from Eimeria maxima, 2697 nucleotides. Its product is annotated as Aldo/keto reductase, related. The transcript has 18 exons. The record is from RefSeq and is a predicted model, not a curated record. Bases 1 to 2697 code for a protein of 898 amino acids. Lineage: Eukaryota; Apicomplexa; Conoidasida; Eucoccidiorida; Eimeriidae.
AUGACGAUUUACGGUCGUGCGGCGGUUCCAUUGCUGUCCUUGACUUGUUUCCUCCUGCUACUAUUCUUCUUCCCGAAUGUUACGCCACUAGAAGCCAUGCGCAUGCAGAUACUGCCGCAGCUGCAGGAUCUUCAGCUACACCAUAGGGAGCGAGCGGGUAGCUUCCCAUGGAGGCCCCGCCAGUGUGGUGACGCGUACGGGGAAGGGCGGAACUGGCAUUGCUCUUACGGUACACCUCAAGGCUUAAAAGGAGGUGGUUGUGCUCUUCAGGAACCCUUGGCCUUCCUGCGGAAGAGGCCUGAUGCGGGCCUUUCCCCACGCUGCCUAAGCAAGCAGCAUGCUGCGCGCAAAGCGGGGCCUCCUAGCGGUCCUCGUAGGAGAAAACAGCCUGAAGUCCACAACCAUGAUGCUGCCGAAAGUAGCAGACUGGCGGAUCCCAGGAGCGCUGCGCUGUCCCUGCGGAUGGGGGUGCUGAGGAAGGCCAAGGAAGCAGAAGAAGAGCGAAAUGCCUUCCCCAUUGCUCUGCGUCUGCCGCAUCCUGAACUUGUUGCCGGAGUCACCUACAGGCGCCUCGGCUGCCCGCUACCGCCACAGGCUAAGCAGCGGCAGCAACAGCAGUCGGGGCAGCAGAAGCAGCAGCUUUCUAUGGGACCGCUGGUCAGCAGCAUUUGUGUUGGGACUUCAUUGAUUGGCGGCAACGUAAUGCAGGACGAUGCAUCGGCUCUCAAAAUGCUCUGCACGGCUUACGAAGAAUACGGGAUUAACUUUUACGCAUCUGCUGCUGCCGCUGCUCAGGACGUGGGAGAACUCGACCCUCUGCCUCACGCCCCUCACCACCACGGUUCCGGACAUCGGGGGGUUCUGCGCCAAUUCUUUCAGAAGUAUCGUGGCCAGGGAGGUGGAUGCAGCGAAGUGCAGAGUUCCCAGGGCCACUCUCCAUCUCCCGCAGGAUCGGCGCAUGCAGCAACCACAACACCCGAAGGGGACUUACGAGCAGAGGCACAACGUCUUUUCAUCUCUGUGCGGAUCCUCAGUGGUUCGCUUGGAACGUUUGACUACGAGCGAUUUGCUCUCGAGAGAAGACGAAGAGAAAUGGUUGCAUGGACUGCUGCGGAGGCAGCAGCAGCAGAAGGAGCUGACGGAGCAGGAAUCGCCGCUGCUGCUGCUGAUGCUGUAAGAGCUGCAUCACUUACGGUUGGUCCUGACACAGACGGCAACAUCCGCUGGGCGAGGCCCAUGGGGUGGAAAGAUUUGGAGACAGCAGUGGACAACAUGCUGCAACGGCUGGGAAUCGACUGCAUUGACUUACUCCAGCUCACUGACCCUCACCGCUACGUACCCCGCCAAGAGCUGGGAGAGGAUACCUACUGCUGGGGACUGGAGAGGCCGGAUGCGGUGCCUAUUGAGCAACAGCUAGAAAUGCUUUCGGGCCUGAUAAAGAAGGGCAAGGUGCGCUACAUCGGCGUGAGCAAUGAGACGGCAUAUGGGAUUUAUAAGUGGGUGCAGGCGGCGGAAGAGAUGAACUUGCCGCGAAUCGUGGCUGCGCAGCAACUCUACAACAUCAUGCACCGCAACGAACUUGAAGCUUCCGGGAUCCCUGAGAUAGCUUUUAGACUAAAAGUGCCUGUGCUCGCUUACGGGACUCUCGCGGGGGGAAUUUUGACGGGGAAAUAUCUCGACCCUGAACGCUUUCACGCGAAAGGCCCUGAUGUGAGGCAGGGACAGGAUGAGUUGGAGAGUGGCAUUAGCACGUACCGCUACAAAGUGCCGGAAGAUUUUGGGUCUGUAUGGGGCCAGUGGUUGAUGGGGGAGUUGCUGAAGACAGCGCGCCAAGGUGGCCUAACAGCAGCCCAACUCGCCCUCAGUUGGGUUUAUUCCAGGCCGUUUGUUGCAUCUACUAUCAUUGGCCCUAGGACAAUAGGACAAUUGCGAGAAAGUGUGCGGACGCAAAAUUACACUCUGCAUCCUACUGUGGAGCAGCAUCUUCACGAGCUCUACCUGCACUACACGGCACCCACCAUGGGGGGCCCACAGCUGCUCAGCCACCUUCCAGACCCAGAGGGCCAUGUGCAGCCUCCACUCUCUCAGUCCGACUUCAUGAAGUGGGGGAAGCAGCCCAUAUGGAGCGGUGGGACCUACUGGGACAACUGGCCCCAACCCGUUUUGGCGGAGAAGGUGGCCUACUUUGACAGAUUGAAUUUAGCACGUGAAGUCAGAGCAGCUGCUGGGGCGCUGGACGACCCAUCAGAUGAAGGAGUCAUUAAUCUGCGACUGUGGAGAGAAAGGCUGGAUGAGGGCCUUCCAGGAGAGUAUUUCGCCGUGAAGGAGCAGCAGCUUUUUGGCUGGGACAAGCACACUGUAGAUGGCCCUUAUCUUAGGCCGUUGACACCCGAGGAGCAACAGGAUCAGCAUCAUAUGGACUGGCACUUAUGCUGGAAGGGCGGAAAGGUGCAACGAGUACCCACAACGGACUCGAUGAGGGCUUUCUACGACAACCGGAAAGCCAUAAGCGACGUGAUCUACAAGAACUUCAAGUCCUUCAAAGAUCUGACACUUCAUCGCGAUCAGUUGGGCAAAUUUGUUCCUGAGCUGUGGAACCGUUGGGAUUACGACUUGAUUGCAAAGCGGUGCUACGAAAAACACGGCAUUGAUAUCUACGAUCCAAAGGUAAGGCUUUUGUGCGUGUACGGUGACUAG